GCAUAAUUUUAACCACACUCUCAAAACUAUUCAACCCUCAAAAAUAAAUAAAAGCCUCACGCUUCCUCUAUAUAUGUAAAGCUCAGACCCAGGGCCAAGCGAUAUACCAAGACAUGGCUCCUCCUCCCUCCUCCUCCGUUUGCAUUGUCGUGUGUCUGGCCUCUGCCAUCGCUUUGCUUUCCUCCAUCAACCACGCACGAGCUCAGACCGCUCCCCCCAUUGCUCCGGGGCUCUCCUACACGUUUUACAGCUCCAAGUGCCCAAAUCUUGAGACUAUUGUGAGGAACCAUCUCCAACAAACAUUUAACAGCGACGUCGGCCUUGCUGCCGGCCUCCUCAGGCUCCACUUCCAUGAUUGCUUCGUUCAGGGGUGCGACGCAUCCGUUCUGCUGGACGGGUCGGCCAGCGGGCCCGGCGAGCAGUCGGCCCCGCCGAAUCUGACGCUGCGAAAGGCGGCGUUCAAAGCCAUAAACGACCUCCGAGCUCUCAUCGACCAAUCUUGCGGCCAAGUUGUUUCUUGCGCCGAUGUCGUUGCCUUGGCUGCUCGCGAUUCCGUUGCACUGGUACGUAGAUUUAUCGUCACCGACUUUUUUAUUAUUUUUUUUUUAUAAAUUACCCGAGGAUUU
Asparagus officinalis (garden asparagus) is the source of this 626-nucleotide messenger RNA. RefSeq names its product cationic peroxidase SPC4-like. Bases 114 to 611 code for a protein of 165 amino acids. Gene Ontology annotation, molecular function: peroxidase activity; heme binding. Gene Ontology annotation, cellular component: plant-type cell wall; plasmodesma. The record is from RefSeq and is a predicted model, not a curated record. NCBI's taxonomy places the organism in Eukaryota, Viridiplantae, Streptophyta, Magnoliopsida, Asparagales, Asparagaceae. The transcript is spliced from 2 exons. Gene Ontology annotation, biological process: response to oxidative stress.